AUGACAUAUCAAAGCGAUUCGGAGGACGACUUAUUCGUCCACAGUAUGAGCUUGAAAAAAGCACAAGCACUAAUAGAUAACCCUCGUUCUCAUCAAGUUAUUACUCUUGCAAGCUGUGGUAAAAAAGUUGGGGUCUGUGAAGUUGGAGAUCCAGAAGGUUAUCCUGUGCUUUGGCUUACAGGAAACAUGGGUCCAGCAAUAUCAAUCCUUCUAUAUCACAAUCUUGCAAGACGACAUCAUAUCCGUCUAAUUUCGGUGGAUAGACCUGGCUAUAAUGAUAGUGAUGAUAUUUAUUCAAGAUGCGGAGUUCCAGACUUAUUUGAAUUUGCUGAUAUGAUCAACGAAUUGACUCUGAUACUAAGAAUGUGGCAAUUUGGUAUGGCGACUUUUUCGCUGGGCGCCGUUUAUGGCUUAGCUUAUUCACUUAAUUUCCCAGAGAGAAUUAAAGGUCCGAUAUUUACGAUUAGUCCCUGGGUGUCAACUAGUACACCAGGUCAUUUACUUUACUAUAAAGUCGAAAGCAUGAUGAGUACCAUAUCUCCAGGUCGUAGUUAUUUACACAAAAAGAUUUAUCAAAAUGGAUUAUGGAAUUUACAAAAUCGUACUGGUGCACAUAUCGAUGCUAUGGUAGCGUUAGAAAAAGUUGAUUGGGGUUAUAAAUAUGAAGAUACUACGCAUCCGAUUCAAGCUUUUGUAGGUGAACAAGAUGAUAAUGUUCCGUUACAAGCAUGGACGUAUAUGAGUAGCAAAAUGAAUAAUUUAAAAUUAAAUGUUGUUAAGGACGGUGGCCAUUAUUUGUUGUAUAGAAUGGAUUUCAUGGAAGAAUUAUUUACAUCAAUCGAGGCUACGGUCAAUUCAUAA
This is a messenger RNA of Dentiscutata heterogama, 861 nucleotides long. The record is from the annotation of a GenBank genome assembly. Lineage: Eukaryota; Fungi; Glomeromycota; Glomeromycetes; Diversisporales; Gigasporaceae.